GUAUAUACCAUGCCACCCUUCCCUUGCGCCGGUGGCAAUCUGCUUUUGUCUUCCUAGCCUUUGCGAUUCCCUCGCAGCUUUGUCCAUUCUCUCUCUAAACUUUUGUUUCUCUCUCUAGAGUCGUCGCUUUGUCUCACUCUAGGCUCCGCAUUCCUUCUUUGGUUCUUGUUCUGCGGUGGAUUUGCCAUUGAGGCUUCCGGCGGAGAUCUUCGAAGAACUCUUGUCAACUGAACUUCUUUUGUUGAAGCCCUCCUUCUCAAUUUUUCUCAGAAGCGAAAUUUUGAUUUUUUGGUAGCUCAGAAGAAAAAAUUGCAGAGCCAAACAGAUCAAAUGUCUACAGAGCAGUAUAUUGAAGAGGCAGUGGCACAGAAUGAUUCCGAUGGAGGAGAUGACUCUUCUUUAGUGAAGUGGAAGCCUGUAUUGGGCUCGGACAAUAAUCACUCGGGCGGUUUCGAAUGCAACAUCUGCCUGGAGUUCGUCCAGGAUCCUGUGGUAACGCUCUGCGGCCACCUGUACUGCUGGCCCUGCAUUUACAGAUGGCUUCAUUUGCAGAGCAUCUCCAAUGAAAUUUCAGACGAGCAACGGCAGCAGUGCCCCGUAUGCAAAGCCGAAGUUUCGCACACAACCCUAGUCCCAAUCUAUGGCCGUGGAGAAACCACAACGCUCUCCGAAGCCAAAACCAAGCAGCUUGGUAUUGCCAUUCCCCGUAGACCAGCUGGCCCUGCCUGUGGAGUGGGCACCCUCCUGGCAACCAACGCCGGCACUAGUCUCCUGAGGCCACCUCCCGAGCUUCGAGGUCGAGAUGAUUUCCAUCAAUCGCAGCCGUAUCGCCCUCACCUUGACAGCUACAGUGAUCCGCCGAUGCUCGGACCUGGGUUGCUUGGGGAAAUGAUUUAUGCGAGGGUGUUCGGGAACUCGCCCGCCAAUUCGUAUUCUUAUGCGAACUCGUAUCAUCUCGCUGGAACCAGUCAUCCUAGAGUGAGGAGGCAUCUAGCACAGGCCGAUAGGUCACUUGGCCGGAUCUGUUUCUUCCUAUGCUGUUGUGUUCUUUCGUGUCUCCUUUUGUUCUGAUGACACGCUAAAUUAACUCUCAUUUUUGGGGUUGUUGCCCCUCGUAGAAAAAGAUGGAGCACCGGCGUAGGAGCUGAUAAGGUUCAGGCGCAUGAAUUAGAUGUAAAGCACCUGCUUACCCAAAAGCAUAAAAGGGAAAAAGAAGAAAGAUCUCGCAGCGAUGGCGUCGGAAUUUAUAAUUAUGAUUUGAAUUUGUGUUUUACUGACAUCUCUUCAGAUUUCCAACUUUAAAUUUACAUUGAAAGCAGCUGUGGGGUUGAUACCA
Molecule: messenger RNA, 1336 nt
Organism: Malania oleifera
Lineage: Eukaryota; Viridiplantae; Streptophyta; Magnoliopsida; Santalales; Ximeniaceae
Product: E3 ubiquitin-protein ligase RMA1H1-like
Exons: 2
Coding region: 331-1071 (246 amino acids)
Biological process (GO): ubiquitin-dependent protein catabolic process
Cellular component (GO): endoplasmic reticulum
Molecular function (GO): ubiquitin-like protein conjugating enzyme binding; ubiquitin protein ligase activity; metal ion binding
Source: RefSeq, a predicted model, not a curated record